Molecule: messenger RNA, 1126 nt
Organism: Maylandia zebra (zebra mbuna)
Lineage: Eukaryota; Metazoa; Chordata; Actinopteri; Cichliformes; Cichlidae
Source: RefSeq, a predicted model, not a curated record
UCCAAAAGAUGUCAGCAUCCUACUGUCAUUUUUCUCCCGGAGAAUCCCGUAGUUUAGACCAGUGGAACACACCAAACGAUUACUGUGUUACCAAAUGCAAAAAUGUCAUGUCCGAAUAACAUAGCUCCCGGUAACUUCCUCAUGGAUUCCUUAAUGGGAGGAUCAUCUUCCUUCAGGGGUGACAGUUAUUCCAGCAACCCCGGAAUGUACAUCCACUCAGCUGCAGAGUACGGAUAUUCAGUGAUGAGAAACAGUGGGAAGGUUGGACUGUCUUCACUCUCGAAAGGAGACGAGAUUCUUACUCCGGGCGGUGUGUCGCUCAGCGGCUUCCAGGAUGAGGCCUACCUGUCAACACAACUGGCCACAUGGACCCCAGGCUCCAAAACCUCCAGGGACGAGCAACCUGUUGCCCAGUGUUUACAACCCUGCUCGUUUCCAAUGGGUAGCGUCAAAGAGGAGGCGUUUUGUUGCCUCUACCAGGAUGACAGCAAUAAGGGGAAACAGACAACAGAGUCAGCCACUUACAUCCGGCUUGGGGACAAUAGCUGCCGGCCUCAGCAAACUGCCUCCUCUUCCAGCGGAUGUUUCAAGGUGUACAGCGGAGAGAGGCCGCCACAGGAUGGUCGGCAGUUCCCCUCCAGUUUCUCUCUGACCCACUUGGCGACAUCUGUUGAACCAUCAGCAGAAUCGACAAUAAGUCGCAGCAAAGCGAAGGAGACAGCGAGAGAGCUUUCCAAAACAGAGGAGAGUCAGAGCAGGAAGGAAGAGAAGGCCAAGAGUGACAGCUGCACAGAUAUCUCGGACGGGGAAUUAAAAGAUGAUUUGUCCGCGGAAAAGACAACGGGAAGCUGGUUAAAAGCCAAAAGUGGAAGGAAGAAGCGCUGUCCCUACACAAAGCAUCAGACGCUGGAGCUGGAAAAGGAGUUCUUGUUCAACAUGUAUCUGUCUCGGGAGCGCCGCCUGGAGAUCAGCCGGAGUAUCAACCUGACCGACAGACAGGUCAAGAUCUGGUUCCAAAACAGACGCAUGAAGCUCAAGAAGCUAAACAGGGAGAGCCGAGAAAGGGAACAGAGCGCAGUCUACAACUACUCCUGAGCAGAUAUUUAACACACACACACACACAGAC